Molecule: messenger RNA, 1070 nt
Organism: Mytilus trossulus (common blue mussel)
Lineage: Eukaryota; Metazoa; Mollusca; Bivalvia; Mytilida; Mytilidae
Product: transmembrane channel-like protein
Exons: 3
Coding region: 91-1005 (304 amino acids)
Source: RefSeq, a predicted model, not a curated record
GAUCAAUCGGGAAACCAACUGGAGCUAAAAUGUGGCAUUGGCAGCACCAUUACAGUUAACACAACACAAUCAGCAGAAAAAACAACAAAAAUGACUCAGACAACUAUUCCAACGACGACCAUGACAAUAACAACAGCAAAAACAAUGUCAAUAACAACAACCUUACCAACAACUGUACCAACAACAAUAACAACAACAACGGUACCGUCGACAACAAUUACGGAAACAACAAAAAUAACAGAAAUUGCAAUUUCCACAAGUACUGAUGGUUCUGUAACUACAAACCCAAAAAAUAAACCAGAUGAUACAGAUAAUGAUGACACAACAGUCUUAGGAGUAGGUGCAUCGGUCGGAGGACUUGUCAUCAUCAUAGUUGUUAUUGCUGUGAUCUAUAUCUAUAGACGUAACCACUCAAAAUCAGCAUCCAAACCAGCAUCUAAAGAAGGUCUGGCAGUUAAUAAUGAUAACGAUGAUUAUGGUUUGCGUGAAAAUGUCCUAUAUAUUCCGGCUGAUUCCACUCCAUUGCAAACCAACGACAAUUGGCAAAAUACACACAGGAUAUCAGUUGAUAUCGAUGGUAAUUACAGUACUGUAGAUUUGGAUGAAAUACCAUCAGUCGAAGAAUCAACUGGAGAUUAUAGUUCAAUUGAACUGAAAAAACGGACACCAUCAAAGUCGAAUUUGAACAGGUCAAAAAAUGAUAAACCAAUCAUUGCGUCAAAGCCAAAACAAAAUGUGACCAUUAAAGAUGAUGUGUACUCUGUCCCAGAUAAGAAAAGGGUGAAGCAUGUUGCAGCACCUGGUGAAAAUGGGUGUGAAUAUGCUGUUGUCAGCAAACCAAACAAAUCGAACGUUGAUAAAAGUAAAGACCAAGCCUCAACGAGUAAUGUGUAUGCAGUUGUAGCAAAAACGAAACGCUUAUCUAACGAAAAGGGAACAAAUCAGAAAAGAGAUAGCUUAACAUCCGAAAACGACAAAGAAACUGACCGAUCAUCAAAAAGUUGAAUACUCAGUACUUGUUAUUAUGAAAUAGAACAUUUUACAAUUUUAUUGAUUGUUGUGUUAACCUU